Cydia strobilella is the source of this 752-nucleotide messenger RNA. RefSeq lists its product as uncharacterized. Bases 39 to 695 code for a protein of 218 amino acids. The transcript is spliced from 3 exons. The record is from RefSeq and is a predicted model, not a curated record. Lineage: Eukaryota; Metazoa; Arthropoda; Insecta; Lepidoptera; Tortricidae.
ACAUUACUUUUACUUGUGACACCGGGGAACUAGCAACGAUGUGUGUUAUUCAGGCAUAUUUACUUAGCGCGCUGGUGGUGGCGUCUUCAGCACAUUACGCCUGGGACCCGUACAUGCAGUACAGGCAGUACGCACAGGCCAGGCAGUACGCACAGGCCAGGCAAGACCAGGCAGAUCAACAGCUGCAGGCAUCAGAUUUCACUGGCGGCUACGAACAAAACUCCGGCUCGGUUGGCCACGACUUCGAAGGCCAAAGUGACUACGGCAGUACUCACGAUUUCGCUGCGCAUGGAUUCAGUGGGCACAACCUGAAAGCCCACUCAUAUCCAGUUCACCAACACGUGGAAGAAGAGAACCCAGAAGAGAUAAAGCAUUACAAGGAAGUCGUUGUACCAAUCCCUAAAAACGUAGAGUUCAAAAUCAACCAGCCUAUCCUCAUUCCGGUGCCGCACCCCGUUCCUAUUCAAGUGCCAGUGCCAAAGGCGGUCGUAAUACCUAUUAUUAAAGAAGUUUCUAUUCCCGUUGAGAAGUCGGUACCGUAUCCCGUAGAGAAACAAGUACAUGUACCAAAAAUUAAGGAAGUGCCGUUCGAGGUAGUAAAGCAUGUUAUUGUGCCAGUUGAGAAGCCUGUGCCUUUUAAAGUACCUGUUUAUGAAACCAUCAUACAUACUAAAAAAGGUUCCCAUAAGAUUUAAGCCUUCUGAUAAUUUUAGUAUUCUUUCUACUACUUGGCUAAAACUACAGUCUUCUAA